UCUUCUACCCCAGGCCACAGUGUGAACGCAUGAAUAAAAGAAGAAAAUUUCUUCUUGCCUCAGUACUUGCUCUCCAGAAUUCAAGUUUUAUAUAUCCAUCAUGUCGAAAGUGCUUCUCUAGGGUAAUCCUAGUCUCCAAAAGGUCUAAUUGUCCAAAAUGUGGCUCUACUGGGGAAGCUGAAAAUACCAGUUAUAGAUACAAACUUUCCUUAAAAGUUGCAGAAUCAAACAAAUUGUUUGUUAUUACUGUAUUUGGAAGCUGCUUAGAUACAUUUUUUGGUCUGACUGCCACUGAUUUGCACAAGUACCUUCAGAAUCCUGAUAAAAUUCCAGAAACACCAGACAAUGAUACAGCUCAGAACUUGUUGAGGAAAGCAGUUGAAACUUGCUUUGUUGGACAAACAUUUAUUUUUGGAGUGACGAAUUUUGAAAGCCAACAUGGAAAAGGUUCGGAUUUCAGUUACUUAUAUGCAUGCGCUGACCACAAAAGAGAAAUCAAAGCACUAGUUGCUUGCCAGAUUAUUCUACCAGACCCAAGUCUUACAGGCUUUACUGUCAUUCACUACUUCCAUCAGCUUUUGCAGACUUCCAAUUACAGGAAACUUCACUGUGGCUCCCAGGUACCUAAUAGCCCCUUGCUUGCUUUAGAUCACUCGAACAGUGAUCUCAGCAGCAUAUGGGGCUCUGAUAGCACUUCAUAUUUUUUUGAGUUCUGCAGCAGAGAUAAUUUUUCAAGAUUCUGGCAGCCAUCAAUUGAACUUACUUCCGUUGUUUCACAACUAACAGAAAAUGAUGAUUUUUCAGCUACAGAGCAAAGCAAGGUCCUUGGUAUUCUUCACCAGAACAGAACACAUAUCUCCAGUGCAGAGGCCACUGUUUCCAAUAGCUGCCAUGAUCCCAUUCAGGGUUCCUGGAGCCUUGUUUCAUAUAUGGAUAAAAAGAGUACCUCAGAAAAGUUGGGUGAAGAACUUGACUUACAAGCUAAUCAGCUGAGUGCAGUUCACAGCAGUCAUCGUGAAAUUGGAUUUACUGACUCUAAUUUAUUCCCUUUGAAAAUUCAAGAGCCCCUUGAGUCAAGUAAUACAAAAUCCUUCUACAGUGCAAUGGAAAUUAAAAAUAGGUAUUCCCAGUGUGAGCUACCAUGUUACCAGCAUCAUGAUGUAGAUAUCCCCACUAGCCUUCGAGAGAGAUCUGCGUGUUGUCCACCUUCAUCACUCAGACUUGAAGAGAUAGCUGGCAGGUCCCAGGAUUGUGACCCUGAAAUUUGGGAUGACCUGCCAUUCUCUGAAAGCCUAAACAAGUUUCUGGCAGUUAUUGAAAGUGAGAUUGCUGUAACUCAGACAGAUGCCAGUAGUACAAAACAUCAUGUAGGUAAUGACAUCGAUAAAUUGCAUGCAGACCACAGCAGGUUAAGUGUGACUCCACAGAGAACUACUGGAGCACUGCGUACACCACCUGUAGCUUUGAGAUCAUCACAAGCAACAGUCAAAUCAAACUCUGGCAAAGAUAACUUCUUUUGUAAAUGUGAAGCAAAUCCAAGUCCUAGUGUUCAAAAGGAGUCACGAUCAGAUAACACAGCAGAGGCUGUCUCUGUAAGUAGGAAUAGAAGAGAUAAUUUGGAAUAUUUUCUACCAAACACUUGUCUGUCAGCUCCGUUUUCAUCUUCAAAUGAUUUAGAAACAACAGUUACUCAUAAGACUGUAAUAAUUCUACCACAUAGGGAUGACAUUCCACUUACACCCAGUACUUCAGAGAGUGACCAUCCUUAUCUCAAUAUCAAAUGUUAUAAUGGGUGGGAAGAAAACUCACUUUCAGAAACGAAUGAAAAGUUGACAACUUUGUGUUCUAGGAAGUAUAAUGAUGUUUUUGAUCUUUGCAAAUUAGAAAAUAAACAAUAUUAUAGGUGGCCAAAGAACCAAGGUGACAGUUUUACAGUUUGCAAGAAACUUAUAUAUCCUUUAGAAACUCUUUGCAGUAAUCCAAAUAGAAGUACAAAUACAUUGAAAGAAAAGUCUCAUGGACAUAUCAGUAAUAAGUUAACACAAAGUUAUUCUUCCUGUUAUGAAGGUAGUUACAAUGCUUCUGCUGAUCUCUUUGAUGAUGUUGCUAAAGAAAUGGACAUUGCAACAGAAAUUGCCAAAAAAUCACAGGAUAUUUUAUCACAGUGGGAAAUGUCUUUGGCAGAAAGUCAUCCUUCAGAGUCUGAUUUUUCACUGAGAUCCAUUUCUGAAAACUCCAUCCUGCCUUCACAAAAAUUAUCCUUGCAAAGCAUAUCUGUCCCUAGGCAUCCAAGAAUAUGCUCUCCUCCACCUCAUUUUCAGUCAGAUUCAGAUAACUUUGAAGAUAGCCAGGACUUUAUUCCAUGUUCACAGUCAACUCCAAUUACAGGGUUCCACCAAACAAGAAUUCUUGGGAUAAAUGGAGCUUUCAAAAAAUUAUCUCCCUUAUAUUCAGAUUUUGAUGUUAACUAUGAAAAAACAAGAAUUUCCCCUGAAAAUGACAAACAGCAAGCCAUCCCAAGCUGCCCCCAAACUAUAAAAACACCCAGGCAGAAAUCCAGAAGCUCUACUGUAUCUGGUAUUACACAACCAGAGGUUUUCAACCACAAUUCUGUUGCCGAGUGCGUUGAAAGUAGUAGUGAUGAAUGGAUCCCUCCUACCACACAAAAAGUAUUUCUUUCAGAUGUGCUUGGAUUCCAGGUCAUGGGUGUAAGGAAAUACCUUGCUGCCCAUAUUUCCCCUGAUCAAAAAGAGUUACCAAGAAAGAAACUGAAACAUGUCAGACAAAGAGCUGAUAAAUAUUUCAAAAAGGAGUUAAACAAUAUGCUUACAGAAACUGUUACAAAACAGAAAACUCCUAAAUAUAACAGUAAAAGUUCAAGCUGGAUUUCCAAAUGUCCAGACACUCAAGUCUUAGAAGCACCUCAGUUGCACCCUGUUCUUGGCCUUUCUUCUUGUCUGGAAGUCAAACGUUGCCUUCUAUUUUCAGAAAAUUGCCCACCUUCAGUAUCUGAAACUAACAGUGCUUGGUCACCAGAAUUGUUUUCAUAAAAAGUUGCCUAAACCCAAUUCCUGAACUUUUAAAGGUAAAUCCGUUUGGAAACUUUGCCUCGGGUGGUGUGGAAAGCAUGCUUUAAACACUAGGACUUUUGAACACUUGGAGAGAAGCAAAUAGAAAGGGGGAUUGUACUGGGUGCUAUUGUGCCUUUGAAAAUGUUGUAAGUCCAUGGUUUUCUCCAGGUUUUAUCCAGAAUACUAUGAUUCAGAUAUUUUGGCACUUUAUCUUAUACUCUUGAUUGUACUUUAGUAAUAUUGUUAAUAUUGCU
Messenger RNA from Propithecus coquereli (Coquerel's sifaka), 3325 nucleotides. RefSeq names its product DNA damage-induced apoptosis suppressor (gene DDIAS). Gene Ontology annotation, cellular component: cytoplasm; nucleus. Lineage: Eukaryota; Metazoa; Chordata; Mammalia; Primates; Indriidae. Gene Ontology annotation, biological process: negative regulation of intrinsic apoptotic signaling pathway in response to DNA damage. The coding region runs from base 30 to 3050 and encodes 1006 amino acids. The transcript is spliced from 5 exons. The record is from RefSeq and is a predicted model, not a curated record.